UUCAAACAAUACCCAAAAGGAGAAGAAGAAAAAGAAGAAACAUGGAAGAUCCAACACUAUGUGCCAAUGGAUGUGGCUUCUUUGGGACACCUGCCACUCAAAACCUAUGUUCCAAGUGUUAUAGAGAUUUUCUCAAGGAAGAAGAAGAGUCUACGAAAGCAAAAGCCAUGUCCAUGAAGAAAGCUAUAAGGCCAAGAGUAGAGUCAACCUCAUCCUUAGAUGAUGUUGCCAUCUCCAUGGUUCAACUAUCUUUAUCUUUUGAUAAUACUAAAAAGACUAUUAAUGGUAAUUCUUCCACGAAGAAGUCGGAGCAAUGCGAGAUGUGUAAGAAGAAGGUGGGAAUCAUAGGAUUCAAGUGCCGGUGUGGAAGUAUGUUCUGUGGGAAGCAUCGUUUGCCCGAAAAGCAUGAAUGCAACUUCGACUACAAGGCUAUGGGACGUGAGAUUUUGAUGAAGCAAAACCCACCAUUGAAGCCUGAGAAGUUACCAGUAAGGUUUUGAACUGUAAUAGGAAUCAUUUAUUCUUCAUCACAUGGAAAUUGUUAAAUCUUACAAUUUUGAAUUUCAAGGAGGAGUGAUUCAUGAAGUGUUUCAUAUGGUUGGGACUGAAUUUUUAAUUAAAUCUUUGUUUUAGGGAGAGAACUUCGAUUGAUUGAUAUUUAUCUUCUAUCAAUUAAUUUAAUAUCUUUUGUCAACUAAAAA
Vitis vinifera (wine grape) is the source of this 701-nucleotide messenger RNA. Its product is annotated as zinc finger A20 and AN1 domain-containing stress-associated protein 1-like. Gene Ontology annotation, molecular function: zinc ion binding; DNA binding. The coding region runs from base 42 to 500 and encodes 152 amino acids. Gene Ontology annotation, biological process: proteasome-mediated ubiquitin-dependent protein catabolic process. Lineage: Eukaryota; Viridiplantae; Streptophyta; Magnoliopsida; Vitales; Vitaceae. The record is from RefSeq and is a predicted model, not a curated record. The transcript has a single exon.